Haliotis rubra (blacklip abalone) is the source of this 897-nucleotide messenger RNA. RefSeq names its product caspase-7-like. Gene Ontology annotation, cellular component: cytoplasm. Gene Ontology annotation, biological process: apoptotic process; proteolysis. NCBI's taxonomy places the organism in Eukaryota, Metazoa, Mollusca, Gastropoda, Lepetellida, Haliotidae. Bases 23 to 880 code for a protein of 285 amino acids. The transcript has 6 exons. The record is from RefSeq and is a predicted model, not a curated record.
GUUUCGGUUAUUCAUUUCGAGCAUGGCUGACAGUGGACAAGAUAGUGAAGACGCCGGGUCAGAGCCAAGUACAAGCACAGGUCAUGUUACUCCAGGUGGCAUACAGACCCCAGUUUAUACAGGAGAAGAAUUCCAAGACAGAACAUACAGGAUGAACAGUGAGAAGCGUGGCCUGGCCAUUAUCUUCGACAACAAAACGUUUAAGAACAAGCCAACUAGAACUGGAACUGACACAGAUGCUGGAAAGAUGUACCAACGUUUCAUCGAGCUUGGUUUUACAGUAAAUAUGCAUCCAAACAAGAAAGCUUCUGAGAUGAAAUCAAUUAUUAAGAAAGUGGCAGCGUCGGACUUCACCUCCUAUGAUUGUUUCGCGUGUGUCAUCCUGUCUUAUGGCGAGGAAGGACUGGUCUAUGGAACAGACGAACCUGUACAGAUAGAAGACUUUGUAGAUCCAUUCAAAAAGACCCCGUCUCUGGCUGGCAAACCCAAGCUAUUUUUUAUACAGGCUUGCAACAAGGAGGAGUCUGAGGACGUGAUGGAUUCGAUUGACGUGACGGGAGAUACUGAGGAUGAAGAGUUAAUACCAGUGACGUACAGGAUCCCCGUUGAGGCAGAUUUCUUCAUUGCAUAUUCUGUCGUCCCAGGCUACUUCUCCUGGCAAGGCAAUGCAAAUCAGGGAUCAUGGUUCAUCGAGGCGCUCUCUGAUGUUCUGGAGAAAUUUGGAACCUCACUCGACCUGAUGACAAUGAUGAUCCGUGUCAACAGGAAAGUGGCUCACAACUUCGAGUUAAAUAAAAGAACUGAAUUCUUUAAGAGAAAUAAGCAGAUACCAUGUAUAACGUCCAUGCUGACAAAAGAAGUACGUUUUCCAAGCACGUAAUGUACAUGUCAUGUUGA